AUGCAAAAGAAGUAAUUGAUAAAAGAUUUUGAUGAAGCUAAGUAUUUUGAUAAUUAUGAUGAGAAAUUGAAAAAUGAGUAAGUAAGGUAAAGAGAGAUGGAAAAAUUAAAAAAGGAUUAAUAACAGGAAGAUGAAUUAAUUCCAUUAGAUAAUUAUAUGCUAGAUAUCUUAAAAUAAUAUUAAAAAGAUUUGGCUGAACCAUAAAAAGUGAAAAAGUUUGAAGUUGGAUAAUUUGAGAAUGAAGACCCUAUUUUAUUAUAAUAUGAAUUAAUGAAAUAAAAUAAAUUGAAUUAAUAAAGUAAACCAGUUUGUAUAUGAAAAGAAAAAAAGAAAGGUAAUAAAAUGGAAAUAAUGAGGAUUCAAUACCUAGUGAUAUUGAUAUAGAUGAAAUGGAAGAUGCAGAAAAAAAGAAAAAAAAUAUUGAACCAUUACAAUUAAUUGAUCAUUCUUAAAUCUAAUAUGAAGAAUUUGAAUCAAAUUUUUAUUAAGAACAUGAAGAAAUAACUAAUUUAAAUGUAACUCAAGUAGAAAAGAUAAAAAGAGAAUAUUAAAUUCAUAUUAAAGGCAAUAAUACACUAAAACCAAUAAUAUCAUUUGGACAUCUCUAAUUGGACUAAAAAUUAGUUAAUAAAAUAGUAGGAUGAAGCUGAUUAAAUGUUUUGUUUAGAUUUUCAAUAUUAAAUUAGAUCUAUAAUAAAUCAAAUAAGACCUGAUAAAUAAAUAUUGUUGUUUACUGCUACUAUGAAAAAGAAGAUUAGAUAAUUAUGUGUAGAUAUGUUGAUUGAUCCUAUUGUUAUUAAAAUUGGUGAGAAUGGAAAUUAAGUGAAUGAUGAUAUUAAAUAAAUGCCUGUAAUUAUUGAACUUAAAAACUUAUUUAUAAAAUGGAAAAGUAUUAAGAUUUGUUAAUUAAAUGGGUUAAUGUGA
This is a messenger RNA of Paramecium pentaurelia, 924 nucleotides long. The record is from the annotation of a GenBank genome assembly. Lineage: Eukaryota; Ciliophora; Oligohymenophorea; Peniculida; Parameciidae.